UUGCACAACAACUCCUCCCACUCCUUCCCCAAACAAGCAAUGGCUGCGAGCCUGAGACUAUGGAGGCUGAAGCCCUCCCGGAUCCUCCGCUGCCGCGUUGCCUCUGGGUUCAGCAGCGGCGCCACCGCUGGAUCGGGGCAGCAGCCACAGCUGGAGAAACUCACCAGCACGCGGCAGCUGGAUGGCAUCAGACACAUUAUGUUGAAUAACCCGAAGAAAAGAAAUGCUCUGUCACUCUCUAUGCUGAAGUGUCUCCGCGAUGAUAUUCUGCAUGAUAUCAAAAGCAAGGCUCUCAGAGUCAUCAUCAUUUCAGCGGAAGGACCUGUAUUUUCAGCUGGCCAUGAUUUAAAAGAAUUGUCCAGUGAACGGGACAUGAAGCACCAUAUCGAAGUAUUUGAUACCUGUGCUGAGGUCAUGACUCUGCUCCAAAAACUCCCCGUACCAGUGAUUGCCCAAGUAAAUGGUUUGGCUACGGCAGCAGGCUGCCAGCUGGUGGCGAGCUGUGACAUUGCAGUAGCGAGUGAGAAAUCCCAGUUUGCUACACCCGGAGUCAACGUUGGGCUGUUCUGCUCCACACCAGCUGUGGCCGUGGGAAGAGCCCUUUCUAGAAAGGUUGCAUUAGAGAUGCUGUUCACAGGAGAGCCUAUUUCUGCCCACAAUGCUUUGCUGCAUGGACUUCUCAGCAGGGUGGUACCAGAAGACAAGCUGGAAGAGGAGACCAUGAAAAUUGCACGCAAAAUAUGUGAAGCCAGCCGGUCUGUUGUGGCACUGGGGAAAGCCGCCUUUUACAGACAGAUGGCACUGGACCUUGAUGCUGCCUACAGAAUGACCUCCCAGGUCAUGGUGGACAAUCUGACCCUGAAGGAUGGGCACGAAGGAAUAGAGGCCUUUUUUCAGAAACGCAAACCUACCUGGUCACAUGACGUGAACACAGCUUGCAAAUGAGUACACUCAGGCUUAGCUAACUCACACUAGUGUCUUCUCGGUGAAAGUCCCAGGGACUGUAUUUUUGGUAUUGCUGAAAACGAUUUCACUUCUGUAUGGUGUAGCUGAUGGCCACUGGCAAUGAUAAGGAAGGUAAUGGCGAGGAGAAAGAUAAUGGCUAAUAUUUCAGGUUGUUCUUCAAGGGAUGCCAACAAUUAUAUUACAAGGUUUCUGAGGACACAAUAAAAUGAAGUAAAUCAAACCAACCUUGUCAGAAACUCAGACUUACGUCAGAAGGGCUCAGUUCUAUCUGGUGCUGUCGUCAAUGUAACAUAUUCAUGGCUACUUGGAACUUCACAAGAAACUUUGGGGAAAGAACUUGGAUCCUCCUGUUCUGAAAAUAGGCCCCCUACUCCUUGAGCCAAGUGAGAAUCUCCGUUAGUUGAGAACCUAUAACACACAGCUACAGGAUUUAGAGUCAUCCUGGAGCGGGCAGUUGUAUAUAUACACACACAUUAUAGUUACAGCAUGAAUACUGUACAAUUAUGAUAGAGACAGAAGCUUGCUAGAGUCCUUUCCCCUUAUUAAAAUGUGAUUCUGAGCCACAGAAGUCAUUAGUCUAUUUCCUUCAGUUCAUCUUCUAGUGCCUUGUCUGCUCUAGUUUUAAAUAAAUAUCACAGUGAUGCAAAUGACACCAUUUGAAGUCAUAAAAUGACAAUUUGCCCUAAAGUCCAGUGUCUGUGCAGCUUUUAAAUGCAGGUCCAGCAUUUUC
Molecule: messenger RNA, 1696 nt
Organism: Chelonia mydas (Green sea turtle)
Lineage: Eukaryota; Metazoa; Chordata; Testudines; Cheloniidae
Gene: ECHDC3
Product: enoyl-CoA hydratase domain containing 3
Exons: 5
Coding region: 40-945 (301 amino acids)
Cellular component (GO): mitochondrion
Molecular function (GO): hydro-lyase activity
Source: RefSeq, a predicted model, not a curated record